UGAAGCCGGCGGAAGUGACGUACUAUCUACACCAACAUGGCUAGCAGGGAAGAACCCACGUGGAGAGGCACUGAGGAAGGAGAAGAUGACGAUAUGGAGAGGAGCGAGAGUGAGGAGGAAGAGGAGGAGGAUGACGAGAUUAUGGAGGAGAACGAGGAGGGGGGUGACGGUUCUCAGAGAGUCUAUCUGCCCGGCGUGGAGCCCCUGAAGGAGGGAGAGGAGCUGGUGAUGGACCAGGACGCCUAUGUUCUCUAUCACCAGGCGCAGACGGGGUCUCCAUGUCUGAGCUUCGAUGUGAUCCCGGACAAUCUGGGGGACAACCGCUCCGAGUACCCCCUAACCCUGUUCUUGUGUGCGGGUACCCAGGCCGACAGUGCCCAGGCCAACAGGAUAGUCGUGAUGAAGAUGCACAACUUACAUCGAACCAGCAAAGAGAAGAAGAGUGAAUCCGAUUCAGAAAGCAGUGAGAGUGAAGAUGAUGAAGACGAAGAAAAGAAGCCACAGCUGGAGUUGGCUAUGGUUCCACACUAUGGAGGAAUUAACAGAAUUCAGGUCUCUACGCUCCUGGACACUCCAGUCGCUGCAGUUUGGUCAGAAAAGGGUCAAGUAGAGAUCUAUGAUCUUCAGAAGCAGCUGGCGGCAGUGUCUGACUCCCAGACAUUAGCUGUGUUUCUAAAAGAGGAACAAACUAAAAUCAAACCGGUCUUCUCUUUUUCUGGACAUAUGACUGAAGGAUUUGCCAUGGACUGGUCUCCAAAUGUAGCAGGCCGAUUGAUAACUGGAGACUGUAAUAAGAACAUUCAUUUGUGGAAUCCUAAAGAAGGAGGGUCGUGGCAUGUUGACCAAAGGCCUUUUACUGGACACACACAGUCUGUGGAGGAUCUACAGUGGUCACCAACUGAGGCUACGGUCUUUGCGUCCUGCUCAGUCGAUGCUUCCAUUCGUGUUUGGGACGUCAGAGCAGCUCCCAAUAAGGCGUGCAUGCUGACAGCCAGCCAGGCGCAUGACAGUGAUGUAAAUGUGAUCAGCUGGAACAAACAUGAGCCUUUUAUCGUCAGCGGGGGGGAUGAUGGUGUCCUCAAGAUUUGGGACUUGCGCCAGUUUCAGAAAGGAGUAAGUGUGGCCCGGUUUAAGCAGCACACUGCCCCGAUCACCUCUGUUGAGUGGCACCCUACAGACAGCGGGGUAUUUGCAGCUUCUGGUGCAGAUGAUCAGAUAACUCAGUGGGAUCUUGCAGUGGAGAGAGAUCAGGAUCAAGAGGGUGAUGCAGAAGAUCCUACCUUGCAAGCCAUUCCACCACAGCUGCUAUUUGUUCACCAAGGAGAAAAGGACAUAAAGGAGUUACACUGGCACCCUCAGUGCCCGGGCCUAAUCAUUAGCACAGCUUUGUCUGGUUUCAAUGUGUUUCGUACCAUCAGUGUGUGAGGACGCUUACUACCUGCUGCUGUGGACAAUUUGUCACUUUCCUCUUAACAUUUAAGGCUGACUUUUACUGAAGUACUUACUAAUCGAGGGUUUAAAUGACAUGACUGCCCUUCCUUCAUUUGAGGGUGUAUUUAAAGGAGUACUCCGAUGCUAGUUUUUUUUUUAUGGUAAACUAACCCUAAAGCAAAGUUAUAUAACAUUGUAAAUUACUUACCUUAUCCAUAUCGCUCUUUUCCUGGUCUUCUCCCGCAUUUCUCCUUCUAACGGAAGCUGGCUCCUUUUUCGUCAAUCUAUGACGCUCGACCGCUGUUUCUUCUGCACCGCCGCCAUCUUAGCCCGGUCACGCAUCGCUCCCAUGAGUCACUGUGUGCUGUGCCGGCCUCCCAGCCUGGAGUCGGCUACUCCCCCUAAGUUAACUGCGCAUGCGCAGUACUAUGCGAAUAGCGUAGGGCUAACUCUAGGCUUCUAUUGCUGCCUACGUUAGCCCUACGCUAUUUGCAUAGUGCUGCGCGCAAACCCGCUAGUGGUGAUGGUAGGGAUGGGAGGCAUUCUUGUGACACCGCUAGUGAAGUGUUUCCCAACCAGGGUGCCUCCAGCUGUUUCAAAACUACAACUCCCAGCAUGCCCGGACAGUCUUCGGCUGUCUGGGCAUGCUGGGAGUUGUAGUUUUGCAACAGCUGGAGGCACGCUGGUUGGGAAACACUGUGCUAGUGGGUACAUGGAAGGAACUUUAUUAUAAUUUAUUAUAAUUUCCUGGGGGGGUAGCAGCUAACAGGAAGCUGGUGCAGGGAGUCAUGUGAAAUGUAGUCUUUAUGACAUGGCUGCUUACUGCUACAGGUGGCAAUUACAAGAGAAUGGCUGAGCCAAAUUUGACAAAUGAGGUAUUGUUUGAAAGAGCUAUCAGAUGAGGUAAACUUUUUUUUUUUUAAGUACCAGUGCUCUGGAGUAUUCCUUUAAUAUUCACAAACCAAUAUUGUCUUUUAUAAUCCUUUUAAAAGCCUCAUGCUUCAUAUUUACGUUGUCUAUUUUAGACAAGUGUCCAACCUUUAUCUACAAACAGCUUUUGGAACUCAAAUUUGUAUUGCUGUGCCCUUGUCAACACUGUGUGUUUUACAUUAAGUAAUCUGAAUAAGACUUCUCAAAUAUGUAUCAUAAGCAAAUCUGUUGAUUUCCCCUCAGUAUUACAGGGAAACAUGUUUAGUUACUCUACUAGAGAAGGAAACAGCUGCUUAUAAAGGGUUAUAGGCCCUAUCACUUUAUUAAAAAAAAUAAUAAUAAUUCUGACCAGUACUGCGAUUCCCACCAAUUGUGUACAUAAAAUGGCAUUAGUGCUCAGCUGAAGGCUUUUUCCUAUGUUCGGAUUUACAGUAAGUCUGUUAUCAUUUUGUCAUUUGAAUGGCUGUGGUGAAAGAUAUUGUAGCAUUACUUACUGUAUAUACAGUACUACUUCAAUGAAGAGCUGCUACAAAAUACAUGUAGCAGAGCAGACUAAGGCUCCAUCCAGGCAGGCAUGUUCUACUUGAGUGUUUGAAGACUUGAACAUGGAUCUCUGUACUUCUACUGUACCAAAUUAAUAGUUGAAAAAUCUACAUUUGUACAUUGUCAAUGUUUUUGACCUAUGGAAAAAAAAACUUGGAAUGGAGCUUAUGUUGUAUAAUCCCAAUCAAAGGCAAGUUAUGAAUAUUGAACAUAAUACAACAGAUUCAGAUCACACUCCAACAUACAACAGCACUCCUGCCUUGGUUACUGUUCCCUUUAGCUGGAGUGUACAUGUA
Messenger RNA from Hyla sarda, 3200 nucleotides. RefSeq names its product glutamate rich WD repeat containing 1 (gene GRWD1). Gene Ontology annotation, molecular function: protein binding. Lineage: Eukaryota; Metazoa; Chordata; Amphibia; Anura; Hylidae. The record is from RefSeq and is a predicted model, not a curated record. The transcript is spliced from 7 exons. Bases 37 to 1425 code for a protein of 462 amino acids.